GUGACUGAAGUUCAAACCCGGGCGCAGGCGUAUUCGUCUCUCUUCCAUCCUGCUUCCUUAGCCCUGGAGUUUGUCCCGGCUUGGGUGGGCCUCCACAGCGGCGGCACCGGCCACGGCGGUAGUGACAGGGACUGCGUGAGUCCGGACGGAAAUGGCGAUGGCGAUGUCAGACAGUGGGGCGAGCCGGCUGCGGCGGCAGCUGGAGUCGGGCGGCUUCGAGGCGCGGCUGUACGUGAAGCAGCUCUCGCAGCAGUCGGACGGGGACCGGGACUUGCAGGAGCACCGACAGCGCAUCCAGGCGCUGGCGGAGGAGACGGCGCAGAACCUGAAGCGCAACGUCUACCAGAACUACCGGCAGUUCAUAGAGACGGCCCGUGAGAUCUCCUACCUGGAGAGCGAGAUGUAUCAGCUUAGCCACCUGCUGACGGAGCAAAAGAGCAGCCUGGAGAGCAUCCCGCUUACCCUGCUGCCGGCUGCCGCUGCCGCGGGCGCCGCCGCCGCCUCUGGAGGGGAGGAGGGAGGAGGUGGAGCGGGGGGCCGCGACCACCUCCGGGGCCAGACCGGCUUUUUCCCCAGCCCCGGGGGCGCCUCCCGGGACGGUUCUGGGCCAGGCGAGGAAGGAAAGCAGCGAACCCUCACCACCCUGCUUGAGAAGGUGGAAGGCUGCAGGCACCUGCUGGAGACGCCGGGACAGUACCUAGUGUACAAUGGUGACCUGGUGGAAUACGAGGCGGACCACAUGGCCCAGCUGCAGCGGGUGCACGGCUUUCUCAUGAACGACUGUUUGCUGGUGGCCACCUGGCUGCCACAGCGGCGGGGGAUGUAUCGCUACAACGCCCUCUAUCCCCUGGAUGGUUUGGCUGUGGUCAAUGUCAAGGACAACCCACCCAUGAAGGACAUGUUCAAGCUGUUAAUGUUUCCCGAGAGCCGUAUUUUUCAGGCAGAAAAUGCAAAAAUCAAACGGGAGUGGCUGGAAGUGCUGGAGGAAACCAAGAGGGCCCUCAGUGAAAAAAGACGCAGGGAACAGGAGGAGGCAGCGGCCCCUCGAGGGCCACCCCAAGUGACCCCCAAGGCCAGUAACCCGUUUGAGGACGAAGACGACGACGAACCAACUGUUCCCGAGAUAGAAGAAGAGAAGGUGGACCUCUCAAUGGAAUGGAUCCAAGAAUUGCCUGAAGACCUGGAUGUCUGUAUUGCCCAGAGGGAUUUUGAAGGUGCCGUUGACCUGCUGGAUAAAUUGAACCAUUAUCUAGAAGACAAGCCCAGCCCACCUCCUGUCAAAGAACUGAGGGCGAGAGUGGAUGAGCGUGUCCGCCAGCUCACCGAGGUGCUAGUUUUUGAACUCUCCCCGGAUCGGUCCCUGAGAGGUGGUCCCAAGGCGACCCGCAGGGCAGUUUCUCAACUAAUCCGACUUGGCCAGUGCACGAAGGCUUGUGAGCUGUUUCUGAGAAACAGGGCGGCAGCCGUGCACACCGCAAUACGCCAGCUCCGCAUUGAAGGGGCCACCUUACUCUACAUUCAUAAGUUGUGCCACGUUUUCUUUACCAGCCUUCUGGAGACCGCCAGGGAAUUUGAGACCGACUUUGCAGGCACCGACAGUGGCUGCUACUCUGCCUUUGUGGUCUGGGCGAGGUCAGCCAUGGGCAUGUUCGUGGAUGCUUUCAGCAAGCAGGUGUUCGAUAGUAAGGAGAGCCUCUCCACAGCGGCUGAGUGUGUCAAAGUGGCGAAGGAGCACUGUCAGCAACUGGGCGACAUCGGACUCGACCUCACCUUCAUCAUCCACGCCCUUCUGGUGAAAGACAUCCAAGGAGCCUUGCAUAGUUAUAAAGAAAUCAUCAUCGAAGCCACUAAGCAUCGCAACUCCGAGGAGAUGUGGAGGAGGAUGAACUUGAUGACUCCAGAGGCCCUGGGGAAACUCAAAGAGGAAAUGAAGAGCUGUGGGGUGAGUAACUUUGAACAAUACACGGGGGAUGACUGCUGGGUGAACCUGAGUUACACGGUGGUCGCGUUCACGAAGCAGACCAUGGGCUUCUUAGAAGAGGCACUGAAGCUGUAUUUCCCAGAGCUGCACAUGGUGCUUUUGGAGAGCCUGGUGGAGAUCAUUCUGGUUGCUGUCCAGCAUGUGGAUUACAGCCUUCGGUGUGAGCAAGAUCCAGAGAAGAAAGCUUUUAUCAGACAGAACGCAUCCUUUCUGUAUGAAACAGUCCUCCCCGUGGUGGAAAAAAGGUUUGAGGAGGGUGUGGGGAAACCUGCCAAGCAACUCCAGGACCUGAGAAAUGCCUCCAGACUGAUUCGAGUGAAUCCCGAAAGUACAACGUCAGUGGUCUGACACCUGGACCUGUUUAUGUGUAGCCCUAUAGAUUGCUUAUAUAUUAUUUAUAUUUAUAUUAAGUUGUAUUAGCAUAUUCUUUAUACUCUCAAACACAUCUUAAAAGAUGCUCUCUCAGAUAGAAAUGCAAAAUCAAAGGAAAAAAAUGUUAAGCCCAUAUAACAAAAACAUUGGAAUUAUUAAAAUAACUAAUAUGCCUUCCUUUUAAGGUAUGCUAACUCUCUAGUGAAUAUAUUGUCACAGUAUAGCGUUUCAGCUUAUCCUUUGACUCAACACACUUUCUCACAGUAUAGAUUAUGCGGUGCAGAUAGAACAGUGCCUGUAAAUACACAGAGUGUGUAGUGAAAGUCUCCCAGUUCACUGAAAUGUUAGGUUUCUGAAAGGAUAAAGUGCCAAUAAAACACCCUGCUUCAUAUUCUUGUGGACCGUAAAAUGUGUGUGAACAGUUUCGGGGAAAGGGAAGGAGUUGAGAAAAUUGGCUUUAGGGUAAACUUUGGUCAACAGAAUUCCUUCAUGAAAGUAGCUAAUGUGUGGAGUCUAAUACUCCAGUCCUUAUAGUUCACAAGAGGAAGCUUUUGUAAGCACAGUUUAGCAAGCAUUUACAACCUGAUUUAAAUGGUUCAUUAGUUGUAGCUGCUAAUUAGCAGCUUGAUAACACUUGAUUUGGGUGCAUUUACUUGAAAAUCUGAAGAACUGUGAUAAAAUUUUUUUUUGUACAUAUCUCUGAGUUGUCUAAAGUUCCAGCUGGAGCUUUUCCUUGUCAUGUUAAGAAUAAUAAAGAAAACAAGACACAUUGUUAAUAAUAAAGAUAACCCACUUUUAGUGUGGGUUACAUAAAGUGAAUCAGACUUCAUGCAAAUGAGAGCAAAGUUUUCAUUGAAAUACUUACUUGGAUUUCAGGGUCUGGGUGGUUAGGAAAUUAGGGAAAAUCAUAUGCAGACCCCAUAGCAUUCUCAAGUGUGACUGCUUUGAGCAGAGAUUUGUUUUUUCUGGCUAAGAGGAAAACAGAAAAGUGCCCAUUAAACUAUUGUAUCUAUUGUAUAUUGAUUAUAUGGCCUUCCUCAUACCUGGAGAGAAACUGCUAAGAUCCGUUUUUCCCCAGCUUCUAGUUAUCAUUCUUGUCCAUAAGUGUCAUUUCUGAUGUCAGUGACUUGGAAAGGUCAUUUCUUUUAUCUGAAUGAAAAUAGUGGUAUUAAGACUGUGGAAAUUAUGUAAAACCUGAAAUAGUUUUUAAUAGCACCUGAGAGUUGUAAAGCUCCUUAACAUUAAUUACUCAUAUGCCAAACAAACCUCUUAUUUUCUGUGUAGCUGUGCAUAUUUAAAAGGUUAAAAAUCAUUUCUUUGACUAAAUUUUUUCACAUAACUUUAGCAUUUUCUAGAUAAUAACCAUGACUGGAUAUUUCAGUUGAACAAAAACAGUUGUAACCUGCCUUUUGUUUUUUUUAAGAUCACUGGAAACUUGAAUUUGAUAAAAAUUUUAUGCCGCUUGAAGUUUCUAAAGUUAUAUUGUAUGAAACAUGUAUUGUGUAAAUAUUUGAUGCUGGGUUCAUGAAAUGAUACUUCUGAAAUCAAAACUUCUCUUAUGCCAUGAAGUUGCAGAAACCUCAGUGUGUAUACUCAGAUAUUCAAAUGGUUGCCUCCAUAGCAUUGUCUGCUUUUUAAAACUGGAAGUACAGAAUUUUCUUCUGGUAAAAGUUGUGUGUUCCUCUAAGUUGUAGCUGGAGGAAGUAUGCUGUUGGAGAAUGGGUUAGUGUGGGACAAGUUGAUUAAAGAGCAUCGAUGUUGCAACGUGCCUUUGUGCCAAGGCAGAGCAAUUUCACUGCAUUCCUCCAAGUGGGGUCAGAGCUCUAGUUCUUGUUUAAUUAGACUCCAAAACAAGGUCUAAAAGUUGAAUGCAGUUAGAGAUUGCCCCUAAAUCUAGUACAUACUGUAUUAUACCACUUACGUGUUGAUUGCCUUUUCUCAAUUGCUUCAAACAUAACACUGUCACUUGAGCUUGAAAUCAGACUUGAAUGAAUUAAUUACUGUUGGAAAAAAGACGCCCUGUGGAAUUAAGUCUCUUUUUGAUUAAAGCCUCAUUUCACUUAAGUGCUGAAAACUCAUUUAUUUUUGUUUCAAAUACUACCUGUAGUUGUUAUCAGCACUAGUAUUCUGCAGCUUGCUUUCCUGGGAUUGGGAAUUCGGGACUUGACGUGUAGUAUAAGAUCAGUAUGUGUACGUUUUGCUUAUUGGUAUGCUGUGAUCUGAGGGAAUCUGAAAUGUCUUACCAAAAUAAAGCUUACAUUUUUUUUCUUACACUGAAUAAAAUUGAUUGAUGUUA
This is a messenger RNA of Dama dama (fallow deer), 4649 nucleotides long. RefSeq names its product exocyst complex component 8 (gene EXOC8). The coding region runs from base 152 to 2329 and encodes 725 amino acids. The transcript has a single exon. Lineage: Eukaryota; Metazoa; Chordata; Mammalia; Artiodactyla; Cervidae. The record is from RefSeq and is a predicted model, not a curated record. Gene Ontology annotation, biological process: intracellular protein localization; Golgi to plasma membrane transport; exocytosis. Gene Ontology annotation, cellular component: exocyst.